AUGGACUUGCAGGCCGAGUUUUUGAAGGAUGCUGAAGAUUCGCUGUGGACCGAUCCACAUGAACAUGUUGUGCUGGCACUGACAAGAACCGUGGAAAGAGCGGCGAUUGGGCUGGAGGGUGGCCUGAUUGGCUGCAUGCGGCUAUUGAACAAGCACUGGAAGUCUAGUGUGGACGGUGGAGUGACCAGGCUCUGCCCAAAACCCAGCGCUGCUUCGCUGCUGGACAUUUGCGACUCUGUGCACAGGUCGUUCCGGCAUCUGAAGUUCCUGGAUUUGAGCAAAUGUGAAAUGGUAGACGACUAUGCCCUCAGGCACCUGAUCUCACUGACAGGCCUAAAAGACCUGUCACUAAGUUCUUGUGACCUGGUAUCGAAUAAGGGCCUGAGCUUCAUAUCCCACCUCACCCAGUUGGAAGGAUUGGAUCUUUCUUCCUGUUGGAAGGUGUCCCACGAUGGCCUGGCACAGCUGGGCCAGUUGACGAACUUGUUGCAACUCAACGUGUCCAAUUGCGACUUCUGGCCAGCCAGCAGACCGCAUGCCUUGCCUUGGCUGCCCAAGUUGUCCAUCCUCGAUCUCACCGACUGCCAGGGUGUGGAUGACAAUGCCCUGGCAGCCAUCGUCACCUUUACAGGGCUGGAGGAGCUGACCCUAGACGGGUGCCACUUAGUGACAGAUGAUGGCCUGAAGCACAUGACACUGCUGCCGGCGCUGAGUUGCCUACGGCUGGUGGGGUGCUUCAACCUCGCAGACAGAUGCAUCGCAUCGUUGUCAGGUGUUACAUCCCUCCAGGAGCUCAACCUUGGGGAGUGCUGGGGAUUGACGGACGACAGCUUGUCUUGCAUCACAGCACUAGUGUCCCUGACAACCCUCAAUCUCAGUGGCUGCACGUCGAUUUCAGACGAAGGCGUGGGGGUACUAACGUGCUUGACUUCCCUUUGCACCCUGGCGAUGAAUGGCUGCAUCUGUAUUGGCGAUGGCAGCCUGGCAUGCCUGACCCACCUCCCCACGCUGACGAGCCUGGAGGUUGAGGACUGCGACAGGAUCACUGACACUGGUUUGCAUGCACUGAGUGGCUCCACCAGCCUAACGUAUGUGGCCCUGAGUGGCUGCUGCAAGGUGACUAACUAUGGUCUUGAAUCACAUCCUUGUUUGGCUAGAUUGGGUUUGGGGUGUUUAACAAAGAUGUAG
Ostreobium quekettii is the source of this 1188-nucleotide messenger RNA. Lineage: Eukaryota; Viridiplantae; Chlorophyta; Ulvophyceae; Bryopsidales; Ostreobiaceae. The record is from the annotation of a GenBank genome assembly.